UUGUUCACACCUGAAAUGCCAGUAAACCGUGACGCCUAGAUUUCACUGAAUGAGGAUCAAAAGAUUAGAAUUACAUAAUGCUAAUCUUUUAAUUACCUUGAGUUAAACUACGCAUUCCACAUUCCUUAGGUGUCACAAAACAAUACACAUUUUAUUGUUUCCACCGUACAAGCAAGUGAAAAUGAUAGCUGGAGUGAAGCAAAAAGAACUUAGCUGGCCAAUGCACAGGUAACGAUUGUAACCUCGAUGAGGUCUGUAUGCCUAACGGGAAAAAAUACUUUUGCGCUCCAUUACCUUUGAAGCUGUUUGAAAGAAGCACACAUAUUCGUCCACGUGACUGCAGUGAUCUUCCACAAGGAAGCCAAUCAGGUGUAUAUACAAUAUGCCCAACAAAUGAGACGUUUGAUGUUUACUGUGACAUGAAUACAGUAGGAUUUGGUUGGACUGUUUUCCAGAGCAGAAUGAAUGGAACUGUCGAUUUUUUCAAAGGAUGGUGUGAAUAUGAGAUUGGUUUUGGAAAUUUGAAAUCUGAGUUUUGGUUAGGAAAUAAACUCAUUAAUCUUCUGACGUCUUCCGGAAACUACAAGCUUUACAUUCACCUUGAAGAUUUUAAUGGGAAUUCGAGAUAUGCAGAGUAUAGUGAAUUUAGUGUCGGAGAUGACACAGCAAACUACACCUUGAAAAUAAGUGGAUUUAGCGGAAAUGCAGGAGAUAGCAUGAUGUUUGGUGGUUCCUUCGACCACAACGGCAUGAUGUUUUCUACCAAAGACAGGGAUAACGACAAGUCUGCAUCAAUCGACUGUGCAACAGAUUGUAAUGGUGGAUGGUGGUACAAUAGUUGUCAUGGAGCUAAUUUAAAUGGGGCUUAUUUAGGACCCAUUUACUCUAAUCUGUGUAAUGGAGUUAUUUGGUAUGCAUGGAAAAGAGAAUAUAUUUCACUAAAGACAACGAAAAUGAUGAUUAAACGACAAUAAUAUUGAUAAGAAUCAUCUAUUGUAUA
Molecule: messenger RNA, 1000 nt
Organism: Mytilus trossulus (common blue mussel)
Lineage: Eukaryota; Metazoa; Mollusca; Bivalvia; Mytilida; Mytilidae
Product: microfibril-associated glycoprotein 4-like
Exons: 6
Coding region: 258-974 (238 amino acids)
Source: RefSeq, a predicted model, not a curated record